Messenger RNA from Diceros bicornis minor, 1627 nucleotides. RefSeq names its product kaptin, actin binding protein (gene KPTN). Gene Ontology annotation, biological process: negative regulation of TORC1 signaling; cellular response to amino acid starvation; actin filament organization. Gene Ontology annotation, cellular component: KICSTOR complex; actin cytoskeleton; lamellipodium. Lineage: Eukaryota; Metazoa; Chordata; Mammalia; Perissodactyla; Rhinocerotidae. Gene Ontology annotation, molecular function: actin filament binding. Bases 25 to 1332 code for a protein of 435 amino acids. The record is from RefSeq and is a predicted model, not a curated record. The transcript is spliced from 12 exons.
GGGGGUGAAUAGUUGAGGGGCGUGAUGGGGGAGGCGGCCGUGGCCGCGGGGCCUUGCCCGCUGCGCGAGGAUAGCUUCACGCGCUUCUCGUCGCAGAGCAAUGUGUACGGGCUGGCGGGCGGCGCGGGCGGACGCGGGGAGCUGCUGGCCGCCACCCUUAAAGGCAAGGUGCUGGGCUUCCGCUACCAAGACCUCCGACAGAAAAUCCGGCCUGUGGCCAAGGAGCUGCAGUUCAACUACAUUCCCGUGGACGCCGAGAUUGUCUCCAUCGACACCUUCAACAAGUCGCCCCCAAAGCGGGGCCUGGUUGUGGGGAUCACGUUCAUCAAGGAUUCAGGGGACAAGGGCAGCCCCUUCCUUAACAUUUACUGCGAGUAUGAACCUGGCUCUGAGUACAACCUCGACUCCAUUGCCCAGAGCUGCCUGAACCUGGAGCUCCAGUUCACUCCUUUCCAGCUGUGCCAUGCAGAGGUUCAGGUCGGGGAUCAACUGGAGACCGUGUUUCUCCUGAGUGGGAAUGACCCGGCCAUUCAUCUCUACAAGGAGAACGAGGGGCUGCAUCAGUUUGAGGAACAGCCCGUGGAAAACCUCUUCCCAGAGCUCACGAACCUGACCAGUAGCGUCCUCUGGCUCGAUGUCCACAACCUCCCUGGCACAUCCCGGCGGCUCUCCGCCCUCGGCUGUCAGAGUGGUUACGUCCGUGUCGCCCACGUGGACCAGCGGAGUCGAGAGGUCCUACAGACGUGGACGAUCCUGCAGGAUGGCCCCAUCUCCCGAGUGAUCGUGUUCAGCCUCUCAGCCCCCGAGGAGGCCAAGGAGAGGCCACAGGAGGACGAGUACAGCGUGCUUGUGACCAGCAUGUUGGAGCCAGCAGUGGUGUACCGGGACCUGCUAAGCCGGGGCCUUGAAGACCAGCUUCUCCUGCCCGGCAGCGACCAGUUUGACAGCAUCCUCUGUGGCCUGGUCACCGACAUAGACUUGGAUGGGCGGCCGGAAGUCCUGGUGGCCACCUAUGGACAGGAGCUACUCUGUUACAAGUACGGUGACCCGGAGUCCGGGCUCCCCGAGGCCGAGCGUGGAUUCCGCUUGCUGUGGCAGCGAAGCUUCUCCAGCCCCCUGCUGGCCAUGGCUCACGUGGACCUGACGGGGGAUGGGCUGCGGGAGCUCGCCGUGGUCUCCCUGAAGGGCGUGCACAUCCUGCAGCACAGCCUGAUCCAAGCCUCGGAGCUGGUCAUCACCCGGCUUCGGCAUCAAGUGGAGCAGAGGAGACGUCAGCCACAAAGGCUGGGGGACACGGUGGCUCCAGGGCCUGCUGAGACCCCGGCCCCCUGAGCACCCACCCACCGCCCGCCCCAGGCCUGGGGACAGUUGACUGGGGCAGUCACCUCCAGCCGCUUCUGGUGGGGGAAGCAUCCUGAAGGAGGGGAUGGUCUCCCCAGGCCCCCCGGGGCGGUGGAGCUGUGGGUUCCUGUCCUGCCCCAGUGUGCCCUGUCACCCUGGCUCACACGCCCCUCUCUCUGUGCCUCGGUGUCCCCACUGGAAAACGGGAUGAUCUCACCCGACCCCCCUCCGCUCCGGAUGAGAACUGGUUAGCUGACAGUUAUUUUAUACGUCCAGAGGAACCAGA